Amphimedon queenslandica is the source of this 1459-nucleotide messenger RNA. RefSeq names its product centrosomal protein of 63 kDa-B-like. NCBI's taxonomy places the organism in Eukaryota, Metazoa, Porifera, Demospongiae, Haplosclerida, Niphatidae. The record is from RefSeq and is a predicted model, not a curated record. The coding region runs from base 22 to 1413 and encodes 463 amino acids. The transcript has 14 exons.
CUUGUGAGGACAAGAAAUAAAAUGGAGAGAGUUUCUGGAGGUCCUGAUUUACUGGAUAUAGUGCACCAAAGCGCGAGAAAAGGGACACUGUUGUUUUCUUGUAACAGCGAAGUGAAGGAGUUGAUGCAUCAGAUUGAUGUGUUACUAACAAAGAAUCUUGAAGAUGCUCAGAAAGAGAAAGAACUACUAAAAGAACAACUUCAAACAAGAGAAAAGGAGAUAACGUCAUUAAGAGUACAUCUCAAGGAAAAGACCACACAAAUCAAGAGGCUUCAAGAUGAGUUAGUUAAAUGUGACAGACAGUUGAAAGUGAAGACCAGUGACCUUGAGACCCAACUACUGAGACUAAGAACUGAAUUAAAUCGUUUAAAUAAAUCAUACGAGAAACUAAAAGCCACCAAAACAAAGACACAAGUUUGUAUAAUGGAUGAAAGAACACAAACCAUACAAUGUUUAGAGGAGAAGGUACUCUCUUAUGAAGAAGAGAUUGAGUCAUUAACUAAUGACAAUAUGAAACUAACAAGGACCAUCACUGCAUUACAAGAGCAGUUGGAUAUGAGAUAUGAUGAUUGUUAUGAUGAUACUGAAAAACAAAAGAAAAUUAAAAAGUUAAAGAAGGAGCGUGAUAUAGCUCGUGAGCAGACUAGGAACAGUCUAAAGGAGAUUGACAAGUGGUACAAUAAAUCAAAUGAACUGAUGGGAAUCAACAGGGAGUUAGAGCUGAGAGUGUCUGCAAUGAAUAAAGAAAUGAGAGAAGACGAUAUCAUCACUAACUUGAGAGGAAUAAUAGAAGAGAAGGACUCCAUCAUAAAGAAGAUGGAGGAGGACCAUCAGGUUCAGUUGCAUAGUGAAGAGAUGUACCACCAGCAGCUGGUGAAGACACUACAGAUGACAAUAGAGACACUAACACUGGAUGAGAACAAACUGAAGGAGAAAUAUAGAGCAUUGAAAAACAAAUUUGACGAAAAGGAAAAGUUAGAAUUAGGAGCAUCAAUAUCACUGGACGACCUUAAAAGGGAAUUGAACAAACGAGAAAAAGAAUUAGACGAAUGCAAACAGAAACUGAAACUAAAUGAGGGUCUAUUACUAACUAGUGAAGAUAAAGUACUUCAUUUAGAGGAGUUACUAAUGGAAGCAACUUCACAAGCUAAUUCAAAUAAUAUCAGUAGAACAAUCAGCGAGACAACAACUACUGGGGGCGUGUCCAACACUGAAGGGGGCGUGUCUAGUUCUGAGGGAGUGGGUGCGUCCACUAGUGAUGGUUGUUCUUAUUCUAAAAGUGUCUCCUCAUACAGUGAGAGUAGUAAUAGGAGGAGGAGUGGUGAUCAUACUUCACUCCUGUUGGCUGGUUUUGAGGAUAAAAUAUCAACUUUAUUGAGUAAUCACUUUGAACGUAUUAUCAAUGCACUCUAAUGAUUGUUUAUUAAGUAUUUUUAAUCUAGAUUGCUUACUACAUGUA